AUGAAGAGAAGACUCUUCUCAUCUGGAUUCUCAUAUCGACGACAAAGACGAACGGCCACAAGGUCCCAGGAAUUACGUUCCACCAUCCGCCUGAUCUUGGCGAGGAACUCGGCAUUGAAUGAAAACUGUCAAAUGGUGACGCAUUUCUACACUUCCGGGACUCCAACUGUCAUCCUGGAGGGCUUCAAGCACUACAGCAUUCAGACGGACGCUACCACCAAUCUUCCCACGGUUGAAACCACCAAGGUUGCCACGGCCCUUUCUGCAACGACUGAGGAAACCCCGGUCUCUAUGGAGACAACAACGACUUCACUUGCUUCAACAACCACAGAAUCCGAAAUUUCAGGCUCGACAAUAGAGAGUGCCACCGUCCCCGAACCAGCAACAACUGAAGCCACCAGUCUUGCUGCCGCAACCACAACUAUGGAGACUGUCACCAAAACAACUGAUACCAUCACACUUCCGCCCACAUCUACAAUCCCAGAUUCAGCAACCACCGAUGCUACCACUCCCCCAAUCGCGACUACAACCCCUGACACGACUACCGAGACGACCACCAUUCCCACUACCACAACUACCGAGACGACCACCAUUCCUACAACCACAACUACCGAGACGACCACCAUUCCUACAACCACAACUACCGAGACGACCACCAUUCCUACAACCACAACUACCGAGACGACCACCAUUCCUACAACCACAACUACUACGCUUCCUCCCACAACUACGACUACCACACUGCCUCCAACAACUACAGUUACAACGACUACGACUCCAGAUCCCAUCAGCGCUUCUGAUAUGGGGAAGUCCAACUGCAACGACAAUAAUCUGGUAGCUGUUCUUCACUACUGCGGGGACUAUUCAUCUCUAUCCGGGCAGGCGUGCCCGUCAGGCAAGACCAGAAUCUAUAUAUUCUUUGGCAACAAACAGAUACGGUUGUAUGACUCGCCGAACGACCUCGGUUCUGUGCAAUGGAGAUGUUUGGACCUAACCAAACUGUUUCCUAAUUUUCCUGGAAAUAAUCCAGAUGGAGCUUUCCAAUUGGAUUCCGACAUUCUGCUAUUCUCCGGUCAGAACGCCUACAGAUACCAGACAUUGGGCACGACUUACUCCUCCUCGGGAAACGGAAAGGACUACAUCCCUUGCACCCAAACCCCCAAUCCCCAGUACUUGUGGGGACUGCUCCUGCCCCAGUCCGAGAAAGUUCUUUUCACGGCGAACAACAAAGUCUGCUCGACCACGGGAGCAUCGGCCCAGACUCCAUACUACGACCCCAACUUCGACUGGAAGAAUAAUCUGCAAGUCUGCAUCGGAUCGAAGAAGGAUGCGAAGGAGGUGCAGGGCUGUCCUUACGAUUUCGCCUAUGACGGCACCGGAAAAGUAAACAAGAUCAUCAUCUUCACGACCGCGGCGAAAUUCGCAGUCUGUCAUCUCGAUGGGAGCUCCACGUUCGUCGUGGACGUAGCCUUGACAGAUCUGUAGAUUAAGGUCCUCAGAGCAUCAGAUACCACAAUGAUCAACUCGAUUGCAUGAAUUCACGUAAAUUUUCCAUGACAUUCAUUACCAAUAACAGAAGUCAUGCAUACGUAAGGUUCAGUUUAGAGAAGGUUAAAAUUAAGAAAAUACCCAUCUCUGAAUUGCGUCACAAAUGACGGUUGGUGGGUGAUGGUUUUUUUUUUGGAGGGGGG
Molecule: messenger RNA, 1691 nt
Organism: Darwinula stevensoni
Lineage: Eukaryota; Metazoa; Arthropoda; Ostracoda; Podocopida; Darwinulidae
Source: the annotation of a GenBank genome assembly